UCGUCAUCAUAUUCAUCAUUUUAAAACAGUUUUGCAUCUCCAUUGCAACGAGAAGUUACUGUACUCUCUGAACCUUUUCUCAUCAAUCAAAUCUAUCUCGGAUCCGAACUGAAUAUAAAUAAUACAUUAUUACAUUCUCUCUUCGCGCGUUUUCAAAUCAAUACUAUAUAAAACGCCAAUGGGAGUGGUUAUUGAAAGCUCCAUUUGGGAACUGAAUCCAUCAAUUUUCAUCUUCAUCUUCGUUUGUUGCAUCUUCUCGAUCUUUCUUUAUCCUCAUGCUUCUAACCGAACUUCCACAAUCUUCGAUCAUGGAAUCUCUUCAUCAUUUCUUCGUUUCCAACGCAACUUCCUCGUCAUUUAUUCUCUCGCUUCAGUUGUGGAAGGUCUAUGGUCAGUGUUUGGGGAGUUUGAGUUAGCUUCACAUGGAUUUGACAGGGAGAAGAUGAUCAUGUCUCUCUGUUAUGGUUAUACAACUGCUCUCUUUGCCGCUCCUUUCCUUGGCAUGCUUUCAGAUUUGAUAGGUCAGAAGAAAGUUUGUUUGAUCUUUUGCAUCCUACACUUAUUUGUUGGUGUAUGGAAGAAGAUUACGCAGCAACCAAGCAUUUUCAUGACUAGCAUAUGUCUCUCUAUGGCCAAUACAAUAUUCUCAUUCAGUUUUGAGACUUGGAUGGUCAUUCAACAUGAGAAGCAAGGACACAGGCUUGACUCACUUAAUGACACAUAUUGGUUAAUGACUUUCUUUGAGUCUGCAUGUUUUAUUGCCAGCCAAAUGUUUGCAAAUUGGCUGAUUGAUAAUAAUAUGGAGAAAAACACUGCUCCUUCCUCUGCUGUCAUCUUCUUAGCAAUCAUAUGCUUCAUUUUGCUCACCAGAGGAUGGACAGAAACCCCAGGAACAACAUCUUUUAAGGAGUAUAGUAUGUCCUUCUAUACAUAUAUUUUUGGUGAUAAAAGGAUAUGGCUGUUGACAUGGGCACAGACUAGCCUUCACUUCUCCAUUGGACUUUUUUGGAUUCUUUGGGCACCUACUGUGGUGGCUGACGGGCGAGAAGUGCAAUUAGGAUUGAUUUUUACAUGCUUUUUGGGCUCAAGGAUGCUAGGAAGCACUGUUUUUCCGUGUCUCACUAGUGGACCAUCAUCACUUAGAAUUGAGGACUGCCUAGUAUUUGCAUACAUCAUAUUGGCUGUUCUCUUGUCUAUUGUGGCCUAUGACUAUCAGGAAAUUGGAGUUCUUGUGACACUUUUUAGCUUGUUUCAUGCUUGUGUUGGCUUCGUUUUACCAUCACUUGCUAGAUUGAGGACCAUGUAUGUACCUAAUGAAUUGCGUGGAGGGAUGAUGGGGCUCUCUCUUGCCCCUGCAAAUGCUGCAAUUCUGCUAUCUGUGGUGCAGGGUGGCUAUUAUCGAAAUGUUGGAAAUGCAACUCUAAUGGCGUUUGGUGUGUUUGGUUUGUUAUUAGCAGCUGGAUGCAUGCAUGCCCUGAAGCAAUGUGGGAAGCAACCUUAUAACAACUGGCAUAAACAGUGAAUGUAUAUAUACACCCCCUUUUGCAGGAUUUGGUAGUGGUGGAUGUCAGUCUCUCUCGUUGUACACUACGGGGUGUAAAAAGAUUAAUAACUUAGAUGAUGAAAUUGAAAAUGCAGGCAAGAGUGAAAGGAAAUCAGAGAAACACAACAUCAACUAUUAGUGAAUACAACAUCUUUUAGUGAAUGCUGAACUGGACUGUUAUUGGGGUACUUUCUGUUAAGGAGACUGAACAUUGAAACAUCGCAGUUUAAUUCAUUCUUUGAAUUCAGUCUGUGAUACCAAGUUCUCUUCUACUUCAUGUCUACCAUUUCAAAUUAUGGAAGAAUAAUGGGUUUAUGAUUCUGCCGAUAUAUUGUAACUUCCAUUCUUUUCUCCUUGUCUUUGCUUAUGGAGGAUAUAAUCAACUAAGCAAGCAUCUGAAGCCGCUAUCACAAUCUGCAAACGGAGGGACAUGGAAGUUUCUCUGGAAAUGCACAUGAAGAUCACAAGGUGAAAAUUGAUUCUUAUCAUUUAGGCUUCGCUAGCGUCACUGAUGUGAGUUGGGAUUGUUAGUUAUAGAGAAUUUAGUGUAUCAGUAUUAGUAUAAUAUAACACCUGACUAAUCCUUGCAUGCUAACAAGUUCUGAGCAACAAAAAAAAAAAAGUUUUUAUGGUGUCAACACUUGCAACCGUGUUAAUGUGAUUUUUAUUAAUGUGGGGUACUCAAAUCUAGCAAGUAGGUAGGAUGCUUAUUCUUCUAUUUGUGCUUGUAUUAUACUAAAAAGAGCAAUGUAAAAAAACUUCCUGAUAAAUAGAUGUUAGUUUAAUGUUUUUUCACCUA
Medicago truncatula (barrel medic) is the source of this 2342-nucleotide messenger RNA. RefSeq names its product molybdate-anion transporter. NCBI's taxonomy places the organism in Eukaryota, Viridiplantae, Streptophyta, Magnoliopsida, Fabales, Fabaceae. Gene Ontology annotation, molecular function: molybdate ion transmembrane transporter activity. Gene Ontology annotation, cellular component: membrane. Gene Ontology annotation, biological process: molybdate ion transport. The coding region runs from base 179 to 1522 and encodes 447 amino acids. The transcript is spliced from 9 exons. The record is from RefSeq and is a predicted model, not a curated record.